AUGCCGCUGCGCACCGAGCUGCUGAUUUGGGGCGGCCUGCCCAUCGGCGUGGCGGCCAUCACCUCCCUAGCCCUCAAGGCCGCCGAGCGCAUACACCUCCAUUUUGCGCUGAGGGCGGCCCAGGAGGGUCCCAGGAGACCCCGCCUUCGGCUGCCUGCGCCCGCCCCUACCUACGACGAGGAUUCCCGAUAUGUCGACGAAUUCAGAGGCCAGCAGGUCAUGACCGCCGUCCUGGCCAUCAGUCACCACUUCUGCAAAAAUGGCACCCGGGAUGAGGCCAGAAAGCGAAAAGCCGCCUCGAUAGCGCACAUAUCCAGGGAGAUACAGGCACUGCACACGUCCCUGCCCCUGCACUGGGAGAGCUCCGUGUUCCUGGCGGUGGAUGAGGGCCACAUGGACAUCAUGCGUGCGCUGAUCAUACCGGGGGGCGCCACGCCGUACGCCAACGGGUGCUUCGUCUUCGACGUGUACCUACCGCCGGACUACCCGCAGGUGCCGCCCAAGGUGCACUUCAUGACCACCGGCGCCGGAAAUGUGCGGUUCAAUCCCAACCUGUACAGCGACGGGAGGGUGUGCCUGUCGCUUCUGGGAACCUGGGAUGGGCCUUCGUGGAAGCCGGGGUCGUCUACCCUGUUGCAGGUGCUCGUUAGCAUUCAGUCCAUGAUUUUCACGGAGGAGCCAUACUGGAACGAGCCUCGACAUGGGGACCGACGGGGGAGGCGGCGGGACGAGAAUCAGUCCUGGUUGUACACACUCAUUUCUCGGUACCACACGCUCGUGCAUGCCAUCAAGCCGGUGAUUAGGCACCCACCCCAUCCGUUUGAGAACGUGUGCCACACACAUCUGAGGCUCAAGCAGCAGGCCAUCAGGCAACAGUGCGACGACUGGCUGCGGGAAGCAAAGGGCUGGAAGUACGAGCCGCAAAUGGCUCACGCGGUGGAAAAGGUGAAAACCAUGCUGCGUUACUUGUGA
Ostreobium quekettii is the source of this 972-nucleotide messenger RNA. The record is from the annotation of a GenBank genome assembly. NCBI's taxonomy places the organism in Eukaryota, Viridiplantae, Chlorophyta, Ulvophyceae, Bryopsidales, Ostreobiaceae.